Mastomys coucha (southern multimammate mouse) is the source of this 2691-nucleotide messenger RNA. RefSeq lists its product as uncharacterized. Bases 1 to 666 code for a protein of 221 amino acids. The transcript has 3 exons. Lineage: Eukaryota; Metazoa; Chordata; Mammalia; Rodentia; Muridae. The record is from RefSeq and is a predicted model, not a curated record.
AUGGAGUUCAGUGUGUCAGGCUCGGUGAGAUGUUCAAAGACCGAGCGGCUCGGCCCUGCCUUCCACACGUGUGUGGAUGAGUGUGCGUGUGGAUGUGUGCGCGCCUGCGUGUGCGUGUGCGCGCGCCGAGGGCGAGCCUGGCGAGCCGCGGGGAAGGCAGAUGCGCCCGGGGAGCGGCUCACUCGGAGACUCGGUGGGGGUACUGUCCGCCCGGGAGAUCCACCGAGGCCGGAGCAGGCGGCGACGAUCCCGCUCCUGCUGGCCGGCCGCGCUGUGGCCUACACCCGGCUGGGUCGCUCCACGUUGCAGGCGCCGCCGCUGCCUGCAAAGAGGGCCAGCCUCCAGCUCGGUCCUUCAGAUCCUCCUUUUCUUGCUCCAGGCGGCCUUGGGCGACAGAGAUCGGCCACCUCCUUAACCCCCUGUGGAACAACACCGCCUCCUGGGCGCGUUGGCUGCGGGCUGCCCCGGGACUUGCACCCUUCCUUAGUCUCUCCCGGCUUCCACCAAGCUAGCACUUUCUCGCUUAGGGGAGACAGAGGCCAUAAGAAGCCAAGUCUGUUGUUGCAAAAACAGGAAAUGGUGGGCCUGGAUUUUGCAGAGCAGGCCCACUGCCUGAGCUCUCCCCUACCACGCACUUUUAAGAAGUAUCGGUCCCAGAAUAUCUGACAAAAUUCUGAGGUUCAGUAAGUGUGGGAGAUGCAGAACACUCUACUACCCUCUUAUAGAAUCAAGAUCUCACAGUCGCAUUCUAUGUUCUAAGGAUCCUGCGGAAAACUCUCUCUUUAAUCAUCUUCCCACCCACCUUGAACACAAAAUUCCUCUACUCCACUGACCCUGCAAAACCCUGGAAUGAAUGAAUUGUUCCAACAUGCACCUAAAUGACUCUGAAAACCAUACAAAACCCUCCAUUAUUGGCAGGCUUCUGCCUUCAAGGUCAGCUCCAGAUGGAAACAGGUCUCCAGGUUAGACCACCACCUACGAUUCUAUAAGCUGAAACAGAACUGAUGGAGAGCUACUGUGCGGCUGACAGUCUCAACGGCUGGAGUCGUCCCGUGGGUCCCGUUCUGAUCCAGCUGUCCAGAGAAGACGCAAUGCCACUGUGGAAUACAGCGGCGUGUGGGGAUGCUGCCAGGAAAAUCUGUUGAGCACAUAGGUAGGGUGUUCUCUGCAGCCAGCAAGCCUUUUACUGGGUGCUGAGGCUCUCCUGGGGAACAACCCAUACGUACACUGUAAGAUGAGCCGAUGCGGUUGAGGAUAUGAGUGGGCAGAGCAGCAACAAGUCCCCCGUAUUUCAUCUGGGAAAACAAGUAUUCCAUCCAUGCAGGCAAUCAGCACCCACACUCCCGCGCACGAUAGCGGCUGAGCAUUACUCUACCCCUUAGGCCCCAGGCCAGAACCCUUCCUAAAAGGCUCCUUUAGUUUUCCCAAAGCCCAGGAGGUGACAGACACAUCUCUGUCUCUCCAUAUGACCGAGCACAGUAACUGAAUUCAGCAGGAAAGGAGCCUCUCUCGUCUCCCAGGAGAACAGCUCUCCAGAGCGACUCUUGGUUGUCCUAAGUGAAUCCUGUCUUCCGUAACACUAAGGCCUCUACAUCCCCAUAGUCAGGAAACAAAACCACCACAUUUAAGGAUCAUAGGUGCUCAGUGCUCCACGGGCAGUAAGGUAAGAGAGCCUAUCGCAUACACCAUCUUGACUACCCCAGUGGUCAGGGGACCGCUCCAUGAGGUCAAAGUCCUGCACUGUGGCUUUAUGAACUUAUGGAAGUUAUUCAGAGACUGUUCAUCACCUGUGAGAACUGGGACACGUACAGAAGACUAUAGGGAGGGGUCAUCAUACAAGGCACGGGAAGUGUUUAUAACAAAGUCGGGGCCUCGUGUCUGCUCAUUAAAUUAGCUGCUAGUACCCUCUGUCCAUCGCAGUCAGGGGCCACUGCCAAGCAUGUCUGUGCCUGACCUCCAAGCCUCACCCAGGACAUACACAGGGAAGAAGCCACCCAAGCCUGCUUGUGGCACUCUGCCCCUCGGUAACUGUAGAAUAAACAGCUAAGAAACACAACUCUUGAUGAAAUACGAUACAAACCUGCUAUCAAAGUUCAGUUAGGUACUAGACGUUCAGGUCUCUGAACACCCUAAAGUGAAACGUUUGCUUUCUUGGCCAGAGAGGUCAAAGAAAGGGAAGCAGCUGUUUCGACCAGCAGCCAUGACUACUUCCUCAUUAAAGGGUCUGUCGUUCACUUCAGCAGCGUGGAGCGCCCACAGAGCAAGGCUGCUCACUGCUGAACUGGGGUUUGUCCCCUGUGUCACGGUGACAGUCUGGCCUGGGGUCGCCUUCCUCUCACCACAGAAUAACUUAUCUGUGACGAUUCGGUAAGCGUUCUCAAUGCUUUCUAGCAUUCAAAACAGAACAGAACAAAACAAAACAAAACAAAACAAAAACACCAGGAAGUAGGGGGAUAUGAAGCUGCAAAUGUUUUUCCAAUCACUGUGACAAUAAGUGUAAGGGUAAUUCUUUUCCACUCUUCCUUGUAACUUCUAUCUGUGCAGUUACUUAUUUGUGUGAGCAUGCUUGCCAUGGCACACCUGUGGAGGUCAAAGGCCAACACUCCUUCUACCAUAUGGCUCCUGAGAUGGGAACUCAGGUCGCCACGCCUUUACUCUCAGAGCUCCUUUACCGAUCUGCUUCUGUGAUUU